UGCCCAGAAACGGGAAGGGGCGGGACAAAAACAACAAGAGGAGGGGGAUGCGGCGCUCUCAUCAUGGCGGGAUGCAUGAAAGUGAUAAACGGUUUUCUCUGCACGAGUGUUAAACUGACGAUUAUCACGGCGCUGCUGGCGUGUUUGCCUCACACCUCACGACAGGACACGGGUAACAAACAUCCAGUAACAGAUCUACAGGAUGGGGAGAUGUAUGUCAUGGCAGAGCCCAACAGGUUCUGUUAUACAAACGCCAUCACACCAACAUGGAGGCAGACGUGGACGAGAAUUCAGGUCAAGGUGUGGAGCUCAAAGGUGUUUAAGGUGGACACCGUGGAAGGUGAAGAGAAGCUGCAGGAGCUGGACCGCUUUAGUUUUUGGGGCUGGUUUCAGGGCUUGUUACGUGAGCGGCACAACGAAACCACUAUCAACAUCGGCCUGUUCAGCAAAAAGACGUGCUUCAAGAUCGAGCCUACUGACAAAACUCCGUACACCAUCAAGCCCCUUCGAAAGUUUGACAUCUACCUGUUUUUGAUAUUCCUCUCUGGAGUAUUGUUGUUCAUCUUUGCAGACUCACUCAGCAGGAGUCAAAUCUUCUUCUACUCUGCCGGUAUGAGCACUGGCAUGAUCGCCUCUCUCAUCAUCCUCUUUUUCAUUUUGGCACGCUUUUUGCCAAAGAAAAGCCCUUUUUACGUGUUGAUUGUCGGCGGCUGGUCGUUUUCUCUUUACGCCAUCCAGCUUGUCUGCAGGAACCUCAAAAUGAUUCUGCAAGAACAUUGGCCUAUGGCGUUAGGUUACGUCACAGUGGUGGGAUUCGUCAGUUUCGCCGUGUGUUACCGUUACGGUCCUCUGGUGGAUCAGAAGAGCAUUAACAUCUUGUCGUGGACACUGCAGCUGUUCGGCCUGCUCCUGAUUUAUCUCGGGAUUCAAAUCCAGCAAGUCGCCUUCGCCAUCAUCGUGGCAGCUUUCGUCUCCAAAAACCUGGAGUACCCAAUCUUUAUGAUCAUCGCUGCGUGCAGGAAAAUCAGAAAGCAUGUCCACUGGAAGCCGGAGCCUCGUCGCCUGUUGACUGAGGAGGAGUACCAGAAGCAGGGCGAGGAGGAGACUCGGCGUGCACUGGAGGAGCUGAGGAAGUACUGCAACAGCCCAGAGUGCAGCCCGUGGAAGGCCGUGUCCAGGCUUCAGUCUCCGAAAAGGUUUGCUGAUUUCAUCGAAGGGUCCCCACACUUGAUGCCAAACGAGGCGUCCGUCCACGCGCAGGAAUACGGCUUCGGAGGACCUUUUUUCGAGGAUGAACUUUUCGACACAGACGACGAGGAAGACUACAUGGAUUCGAAGCCGAUGAUGAUGAAACCGGAGUGAGGCGGCUUCAGUGUUGAAGAACUAAAACAGUUGUUGUUGCCUUUCAGAAAGGUGGCUGGAGGAAACGGCUCCCUGUGCAAACUGACUACGAGUGAUUACUGUGGAGGCUGGAACGAUCGCAGGCAGGACGGUGCGGUCAGAUCUGAUGAGUAGUAUUUUCAAAGAAAGUGCACUAAAGCCAGAUCUCUUCUUUUUUUUUUUUCCCCGGGAACAAGCUUCUGCUAAAAUUCGGUGAAGCUCCACGACCGAGAGCAGUUUGAGGUGUCAAAGCAAGAGAACUUUUUACUGUGUGAUGGUAGUUUGUGUUGUCUUUAUCUUAGAGGAGGUUUUUCCGUUUUCUUUUUGUGUUCACAGACUUUAAAAGGGCUCACUGCAGUGAGAUCAUCCAAAUUACACGUGCAGUGCAACUCGUGAUAAGUUCAUAUCUCUCUGAACAGCAGCAUGAUGGUUAUUAUUUUUAACCUCUCUUCUUCGGGGGAGGAAAUGUUUGUAUUUCACUGUUUUCAUUUUAACGGACAUAAAUCAGUGUGAACGUGUCCCAAAGUAUUUUGUAUAAAAAAUAAAUAAAUAUUUGCGCUCCGACGUGAA
Messenger RNA from Larimichthys crocea (large yellow croaker), 1950 nucleotides. It is a transcript of the gene nemp1, whose product is annotated as nuclear envelope integral membrane protein 1. The transcript has 9 exons. The record is from RefSeq and is a predicted model, not a curated record. NCBI's taxonomy places the organism in Eukaryota, Metazoa, Chordata, Actinopteri, Sciaenidae. Gene Ontology annotation, cellular component: nuclear envelope. Bases 64 to 1362 code for a protein of 432 amino acids.